UCUAUAAUAGCAUGGCAGCCUCCAUGAGUGUUGCCAACGCCGCAGCUAACGGCGAUUUAACGUAUGCUCGACAAUGUGUAGAAAAUGGUGGAAAAGUAAAUGAAUACUCAAGAGAUGGCAUGACACCAUUAGCUGUAGCCUCUUUCUGGGGAUAUGCUGACAUUGCAGAAUUCUUACUGGAAGUAGGAGCCAACAUAAACUUGUGCAAUAAAGGAACACAGUGGACACCACUUCAUUGUGCUGCUUUCCAAGGUCAUGGGAAGGUCAUAAUGAAAUUGAUGGAUCAUAACCCUGACAUGACAUUUAAGGACAGUCAAGGAAGGACAGCAGUUGAUUUUGCAUCAGCUUUAGACUCAAUAUGGCCAUUUUUUGCUGCUGCAGGAUGUAGACGUACUAUGAAGUCAGAAUUAAUACAAAUGGAUAUUGUUAAAAAGCUUAGCCAAGAUGAUCCUUCAAUUGCUGUUAUUCCAAGAUCAGAUUUUGCUCAUUUCUCACGACCAGGGUCUGCUUAUGUCAUGAGAUCUCAGCCAAUGAAUGGACCAAGUACAGACAAAUAUAAGAUGGAGGCUGCACAAACAGGUGAUGUAUUAGCUGGAACACCUGAUGAAAUGAACCAGUGGGACAGACGAGGGAAUCCAUCAUUGUCCAUGUGGAGAAGUUGAUGACAUUAUGUUAUAAGUCUUUCAGCCAUCCGUCCCAUUGCCAACACAAUAAGUUUAUAAAACAAUGUAGAAUGUGAUAUGCUGAUAUUGAAGCAUACAUUCCUGUUAUUAUAAUCAUUUACAUAUAGAUAUUUUAUAAAUUUUCAUGUAAAUAAUAAUAAUGUAUUAAGAUUUAUUUAUACAGUUGUUUAUUAAUGUUUUAUAUACUGUUAUAUUGGUUUCUUGAUCUCAUUACUGUAUUUAUUAAAUAAUUUACUUUAUGUACAUGUUCCAUACUUAUUGAACUAAGUUGAAGAAAAAAGUAUAAAUUUUAAUUUGCUGAAAAAAUGACAAUCCGAAACAGAGAGAAAAACAUCUUUAUGCAGUUUAUUGCAUGCACAUAUAAUUUAACAAUAUGUUUUCAUGUUUUGCCAGAAAAUUAAAACUUUGUAGAAAUAUCUGAAGAAUGAACACAGUUGGUGUGCAACAAUUGUACAGUACGAGUGAUUCCUGACUCAUUUCUGGGAUUUGUUUUGUUUAUCAAAUUGACAGGAAAUCGCCGCUUUUUAAUUUUUUUACCUUUAAAAGUGUUUGAAUAUUACAGAUAAUAGUUGCACUUGUUUUAUUUAGCAUGAAAUCAUUUUGCAAUUUACGAAUAAGUUUCAAAUCUGCUGAAGAGAAUUUCACGCAUGCAUAUUACAUAGUAAAUAAAGCACAUGUGUGUUACAUGUGAAAAAUUAGUUGUGUUUCUACGUAAAUUUAAUUAAGUUUUAAUAUUUAAAUCAGAAUUGAAGAUUUGUCUUUGCUGAAAAGUAAUUUAAUAAUAAAGACAGUUGUCAUGGAAUUUUAAUUUCUUUAGUACACUAUUAGUUCUGAGCUUGUGAUCAGUGACAGAUGUGAAUUAUUCAAUUAAAAACACAGGUAAAAAGUGAUUAACGAUCAUUAGCCAAUAUUUCCCCGAGGCAUUAAUAUAGUUAUUAGGAGGGCCCUCAGGAUUAUAAUACUAUACUAGAGUGGCAGUUUUAUUACAGUAAGGGGAUAACAAAACAAAAACAAGUGCAAAGUGGCGAUUAAGAAAUCCGAUCUCAACGAAAUGACCGAAAUUAUUUCUGUAAAAAAAUAAAAUUUGUCCUAAAUCCCAAUUUGUCCUAUAGGACAAAUAGAUUUCAGAUUUGGUCAUGUCUGGCAAAUAUGACCGUUUCCGGACCCUUGGUGACACAUCAUGGUUUUUCAUUUGUUGUUUAUUGUGUUCAAACACUGGGAUUAUAAAACAAUUGCCAGUUUUAGUUAUAAAUGAUAGACAAUUGAUUGAUUUUGUACAGAUUUUUUAUUUGUAUAGUGCACUUUGUAUUUAAAUAUAUCAAAUAAGAAUUAAUUUCACUGUAUUCAUCACAAAUACAUGGUUACUGUUGCAAGUAGAGUCUAGAUUGCCAAUGACUGUUUUAAAGCUUUAAUUAAAAAAAAAAAAAAAUUAUAUUUUUUCUCAUAUUUCACCAAUAUUUAAUUCAUGGAUGAUUUUUGCCUGUUAAUUAUCGUGAUGUUACUGUAGCCAUUGUCUGCUCUUUGAAGUCAUGAUGUAAAAAAAACAUAUUGGACAUAAAUUUCAGUUUGUAUGGUUUUUCACAUCUAAAUAAUUUGUAAAAUACUUAAUCCUGUUGCUACAGGAAGAUGUUGGCAUAGUCUGCAUUGUUGGUAGAGCGUGUAUUAACUUAAUAUGAACUGUUUUAUAUUUGAUUAAUCAGUAAUUGAUAGCUACACUAACUGUUAAGUUAGGUGAAAGUGCAGAUUCAUAUUACCGUAUAAUUUUGAUUUUGGUCAUAUUUCUGUAUGUUAGUUUUAUAUGUUCCAAUAUAAAAGAUGACUUCUUAUUUUAAUUAAAGUGGAUAUCUGUUGUUAUAGUUAUACAAUGAAAUUGUACAGUUGUAAAAUGGUGCAAAGGGAGAUAACUACAAUGCUUACUUGCUUGGUCUGUGAGAGAAAUGACUUGAUUGUUCAAAGCUAAGGAUUUUUUAGUAUGAAAAAAAAUCUUUAAUUUCAUUUAUUUUUUUUUUUAAAUGUUCUUCUGAACUUUGCACAUUUUGCCUUGGAAAGGAAAAUACAUUUUCCAAAAACAAAAAUGUAUUGAUGGUAUAUUUUUUUUUAAUGCAGAAAUUUAAUUGUUCUUUCAAUUAAACAGUUUGCUUUAUAUAGGCAAAUAAAUCAAAUGAUUGAAUUGUAUGUAAUAGAUUGUACUCUAACAACUGGGAACACAGUAUUAUAAGAAGCUAGGUCAUUGUCAACAAUAAGAGGAGUUUCACAUUGAUGUAUAAUCAUUUUUGUGAUUAUGAAUUAUAUUGUAAAUCUUUCAAAAUUCUAAGACUAAAAUAUAAAAUUUAGUUUUUUUUUGGUAAUUUUGCUGAAUUUUUCUUAAACCUCUGAGGUUGUUUCGUAAACAGGUAAAUUUAGAUUAAUUAUACACAUCAUGGUUUUUCAUUUGUUGUUUAUUGUGUUCAAACACUGGGAUUAUAAAACAAUUGCCAGUUUUAGUAAUAAAUGAUAGACGAUUGAUUGAUUUUGUACAGAUUUUUAAAAAAAGUGGGGGUAUACUGUUUUACCUCUGUCUGUCCAUCCGUCAGUCCAUCCAUCCAUCCGUCAGUCCGUCCGUCCGUCCCAUGAAUAUUUUUGUCGCAUCUUUCUCAGGAACUACAUUACAAAGAUUUCUGAAAUUUGGUUUCAGGGUUUAUAUAAGUCAGCUAUACUGAGUGAUGCAUUUUCAGAUUCACCACUCAACAACUUCCUGUUUACGGAACACUUGUAUCAUUUUACACAUGAUAGCCAAGUUGAAAAUUUUCGUCACAUUUUUCUCAGGAACUACAAUACAAGAAUUUCUGAAAUUUGGUUUCAUGGUUUAUAUAAGUCAUCUAUAUCGUGUGAUGCGUUUUCAGAUUCAUCACUCAACAACUUCCUGUUUACCGAAAUAUUUGGGCGGGGGUAUCAUCAGUGAGCAGUAGCUCGCAGUUUCACUUGUUUAGUCAGCAAUAAACAAUAAAUGGACAUUACUAACAAUUUUAAUUACAUGUUAGCAGUGUUGUUUCAUUUCAAAGCUUUACAGAACUUUGGUAUAUCAUGUGAAAGUAAGUUUAGAUUUACUGACCUUUGUUAAAUUUUCAUUUUUCUAAUAUUUCUAUAUGAGUCUGGUUUUUUUUGAAGCAAGUACAUUUAAAAGUGUUUCUAACCCUUUUUUUUUUUGAUUGAAAUACGAUCAAAGAGAGUAUUAGGACAUCUUCCAAUAAAUUCUAAAUGUUCCAUUAUAGAAUUGUCAUAAGAUUUCUUUUGGUAUCUGAUUUGAUGGGUAAUUAUAUAUAUAUAUAAUUCUGUACAAUUAUUUUAGAUUUGUAGUUCUGUGAUCUGAUUCCAUUAUUAUGAGGUCAUUAUAACAGAAAUCUGUAAAAAUUGGUCUUUGAACAUGCAUUAUCUUGUUAAUAAUUUUCUCCCCUGUACAUAUAUUGACUUCCCAUAAAUGGUUGCAAAGGUAUCUGUAGGGAAAUUAUAUUUAUGAAACAGGUACAUUUUCAAGAAUAGUAACAUAAUAUAAUUAACCGAAUUUUGCUAAUUUAUUAUGAAGUGAUGCUACACAGAAAUAACAGAUAUCACCAUUGAAUAACAUUUUCUGAUUUAUAAUGAAUGUUUUCUUCCUAUUAAAGUACAGACAAAAUAUCUUUAUUGAUUUGUUGUUUUUUAUCUGUAAUAAAAUUACAUUAAUAUA
Messenger RNA from Mytilus californianus (California mussel), 4386 nucleotides. Its product is annotated as ankyrin repeat and SOCS box protein 3-like. Gene Ontology annotation, molecular function: protein binding. The transcript is spliced from 7 exons. The record is from RefSeq and is a predicted model, not a curated record. Lineage: Eukaryota; Metazoa; Mollusca; Bivalvia; Mytilida; Mytilidae. Bases 12 to 662 code for a protein of 216 amino acids.